CUGGCCAAAACAGCUAGCAAUUAGCUAGCUAACGUUAGCCAGUAUCCAGUAGCAGUGGUAGCGCAGAGAAACUCGUGCUCCGUCCACAUACCAAUGACAGGGACACUAAACUUACAAAUAUGCGCCUGGAUAUUGACUGAUAUUUGGCUGGCUAGUUUUUCCUAUCUUUAUCGCCAACGCUCUGUGAAGCUAUCUCUGAUCUGAAAGGCUCAGUAACCUAACUCUCGGAUAUGGAUCCUGAACGACUGAAAAGAAGAGAGGAGAUUCAGAAAGCAAUGAGUUUUAUCCAGUCAUCAUUGCCUUUUCCAGAGCCAGAGAGUUAUGAGACAUUUCUGACCCAGUUGGUGUGUAACUUGCUGGAUGAGGGCAAUUCUUGCUUUCGAGAUGGAGAUUGGCGCCAGGCGACCCAGCAGUAUGGGGAGGGAAUAAGUGUUGCCCGCUACGCCCAGGCUGAGGCUCUUGUCAUUCCUCAUGAGCUGCUGGAGAGCCUCUAUGUCAACAGGGCUGCUGCCUUCUACCAGAUGAGGGAGUAUGAUCGAGGUGUUCAGGACUGUGACAGUGCACUGUAUGUGUCAGAAGGCAGCCGCAGGGCUUUGUACCGGAAAGCAAUUUGUCUGAGGGAGUUGGGACGACUCAGAGACGCCUAUGAGUGUGGAACCAAAUGUCUCCUCACAGCACCACACGACCGACAGGUGAGUGACCUGGCCCAGGAUCUAGCCAAUAAACUGGGCCUGAAGGGCCGUAAAGCUUACGUCAGCCCUCAGACAGAGUCCACAGCCAAUGAAGGGGAGAGUCACGGGGAGACUUCCCCACCCACGGGAGAGAUGUCCUCCAACGGGCUGGAAUCUCUGGGUGACAUUGGACCAGCGGACAUAUCAAGUGCACAGUGCAUCCCAGCUCCUUUGGCCACGCCCAUCCCAGUCAGUGAUGAACCGGCACCCCCGUGCACCGAAUUGUCAGAGAGCCCCAGCAGCCAAGCCCUGCCUCCAAUGCCGUACUCUGUCCCGGUAUCUGAGCACAUGGACGAAUGCAGCGUCAUCAAAGAUGAGCUAGACAGUCUGCUGGAAUGCAUCCCCAAGAAAGUCAGUGAGAGUCCAGUCCAGGGUGCUAUACCCACCAACCUUCCCAACACUGCGGUUGCCCUCCGGCCUCCAUACUCCCCCAACCUUCCAGCCCCGUCACCCAAGCUUCCCCCAGCCUUCUUCAGCUCCCCCAUGAGUGACAUGCCCCCUCUGGAGUCUUACUCGCCGCUGGCCCAGCGGGACCAAGGCUCCACCCAGGCGCAGGACGCACUGGGAAGCUUCGCCACAGGGGCUACGGAUGGAGAAGGGAAAGCAGGAGUCGCCGCUGGUGGGCUGGACUCGUUGUCUGAGUACACUCUCCCAGGGGGACGAGUGUGUCCCAGCUUCAUCCCGGGAAUGCGCAACAACAGCGCUGCACACGCAAAUGGUCCAGCAGGAACAAACCUGUCUCUGCUCUCCAGGAAUCCUCUGGCAGCCACGCAUGAGUUUCGGCAGGCCUGUCAUGCCUGUUACAGCCGAAUAGGUCCACAUGUGAUGGACUACAAGUAUCAGCCAGAGGCAGCACACCGCUGCAAACGAGAUGUUCUGCUAUGUCGCCUCAAAAACACAGAUGACCCCACCUGGAAGAGGAUCCGGCCCCGGCCUGCUCGGAACAACUUCCUGGGGGCAUUUGUACUCUGUAAAGAGGUGCAGGAGCGUCAGGAGUGUCAGUACGGGGAGAACUGUACGUUCGCUUACUGCCAGGAGGAGAUUGACGUGUGGACGCAAGAGAGGAAGGGUGCACUGAGCCGAGAGCUGCUGUUUGAUCCACUGGGCAGCACAGAGCGACGGGCGCUCAGCGUCACCAGACUGCUGCAGCUCCACAUGGGCAUGUUCAUGUUCCUCUGUGAGGAAUGUUUUGACAGUAAGCCUCGCAUUAUUAGCAAACGCAGCAAAGAAAACUUAGCAGUCUGCUCAAACCUCACAGCUCGACACCCGUUCGACGAUAACAAGUGCCUGGUGCAUGUGGUGAGGUCAGCCAAUGUGCGCUACAGUAAGGUGCGUCCCCUGCACCCCCUCUGCCAGUUCGACGUAUGUCGCCAUGAGGUUCGCUACGGCUGCCAGCGAGAGGACAGCUGCUCUUUUGCGCACUCCGUCAUAGAGCUCAAAUGCUGGGUCCUACAGCAGGAUACUGGUAUCACCCAUGAAGAGAUGGUGCAGGAGUCUAAGAGACAUUGGCAAAGGCUGGAGCAGAACGCACAGAAGCAGCAGAAGCCUAUCCAUAUCCCACAUCCGAGCAGCAGCGUACCUGCAGGAGGAGUAGGGGGAAUGGUGGGUGGGGGCGGAGGAAUGGGGGGAGACGGCCUAGGUGGAGGCGGUGUGAGCCCAGUGGGAGGUGUUGGGGUGGGCGGUCUGGGAGCAGUAGCGGGACGGGGACGUCCCCUCAACCUGAAGAUGAAAUUUGUGUGCGGCCAGUGCUGGAGGGAAGGACAGGUCAACGAGCCCGACAAGAACCUCAAGUACUGCACAGCCAAAGCACGGCACAGCUGGACGAAGGAGCGUCGGGUUCUGCUGGUGAAAUCAUUUGAGAAGAAGAAGUGGGUUGUUGUUCGGCCUCUGCCUUUCUCCCGCACCUACCCACAGCAAUAUGAUAUGUGCGUGCAUGUGAUGAAGCAGAAGAAGUGCCACUAUAUUGGGAAUUGCUCGUUCGCUCACAGUCUGGAAGAGAGGGACGUCUGGACGUACAUGAAGAACAACAGCUUGAGAGACAUGCAGCAGAUGUAUGAACUGUGGCUGCAGCUCACCAAUCAGAGUAGACGCACAGACAGCUCUGCUGUGACCCCGCCCCCAGAGGACAAGCAGGUCACCAUAACAGCAGAUUACACAGAAAGCAUGGGAGGCCGGCGGUUGUCAGACGGGGACGACCUCUGAGUUUUGCUGUGUUGACCAGAGGCAGCUGAGCUACAGCCAGAGACCGACAGGCAUGCCACACCAGCUACAACUGAACAGUCUGUCACCUUACCAGUCUGACCUCCUCUAGCAUCUAGCCAGCAGUGCGAGAGAGCAGAUGGACACACAACAAAACAGUUGACCCCACACACACACACACACACACACACACAAUACACACACACACACUCGAAAACACACAAACACAUUCACUCAGUACGAUACACAAAUUACAGGCACCGAUUAACGCAAAGAGAAAGCUUUGUUAGUAAAAAAAAGUACAGGACUUUAGCGUUUUGUUUUAUAUCAUGCUGCAGUUACACACAGCUCCUUUAGGUUCCCCUCCAGCACAUUGUACCGCAGAACUUCCACAGACAACUAGUUCUACUCUGACUAAAUUAAUCAGCUAGUGUUCCCUAGUGCUCUUUGGAUCAAUUCUGUGUCCACCAAGCACAUCUUUUGUUUUUGUUUUUUGUUUUUUUAAAUCCUCGCAGGACUGAAUUAAUCCUCGGUUGGGCGCGCUGGUCGCAGCUCUUGAAUAUUGCUUGGUGAUAAGUCGAAACUCAAUUGAAGCUCAGCGCUCACACAGGAAGAAAAAGAAAGUUAAAAUUGUAACUUUGGAGUGCCAAAAAUGCCAAGCCCUCAGUGCCGUCGAUGGCAGAUGAGACUGAAGAAACGAUGAAGCAUAACUGAAAGAGGUUCUUGGUGGACACUCCUCGUAAAGCUGCGUAACAACCAAAUCCUACUCUCCUCCCUUCAUGGGAAUAUAGCGAGAGGAUCAAAAUAACUUUUUGGAGAUAAAUGAUUUUACGCGUCAUUUUUUUUCCAAGGGGAGUUGUACUUCCUUGUUAUAUUGUCUGCCAUAUUGGUAGAACGCUAUGAAUGUAACGCCUGCAUGGGCCUUUAAAACGAGGAAAUUAGUCGUUUAAAACAUUGCUGUGGUUGUGGAAUGUAUGCAAGUCUUACUUAUAUGCCCCGAAAACAAACUUGUGUAACAUUACAGUUUCCCCCAGCCUCCUCUUUAUUGAUAGAAAAAAAAAGGUCCUUUGAUAGCUGGUUGUGGAUUCAUAACAACAGUUGCAGUGUGGGACGAGCACAGACAACACACACACCCUCACAUAUUAACCUUGUAGUUGCUGUCAGCCAACGUCCAGGUGAAUCAAAGCAUGCUUGAAUGUCAGCUCCUUUCAGAUUGAAUAAAAAGGGGGUUAAAAUGACAAUUUGGCAACAAGAAAAAAUCUCAUCUUAACAUAUGGGGAUAAAGUAAGUAGCUAUGCAGUGUCAUGUGCUUUAAGCUGCUGACAGAUGUGAAGCUGGUGUAGGAGGGCUACACAGAAGUGGCUGCAGCACAGGUGCAAAGUCCUGCCUAGAGCUGCUCUCAGCCAUAGAUCAGUUCAGACCGCCGUUGCCCAUUAAGAAAUGAUGACCUCACUUGGACUGAAGCACAGUGAAAAUAGAGACUGUGCAGAAGGUUUAAGUUGUGAAAAAAUAGCUUUGUAGUAAUUUAAGAAGAAAAAAAAAAGAAGAUGAAUGAUUAUUUAAAGACUAAAAAUCUGGGAGAAAAUUAUUGAAGAAAAAGAUUGAAGGUAAUUAAGAAUAUAUUUUUCUAUAGUCGGUCAUUAGAUUAAGAUAAUUUGAAUGUAAGGGCAAGUUGCCAUGUGUUCAGUUGAACUGGGGUCAUUAUUUCACUGAAACCCACCAUGCUCGCACAGCCUUCAAAUGGAAACCUGUGUUCCUCAUGCACACACACACACACACACACACACACACACACACACACACACACACACACACACACACACACACACACACACACCCAGAUGUUUUGUUCCAGAUAGCUAACGGUAGCCCUGAGAUAAACCUUUUCAUUACGUGAAACCUGCUAGCUUGAGACAGGGAAACGAUUCGCACCACACAUUGUGCCUAUAAACAACACAUCCACAUGUGACACGAACACACACAUGCAAAAACGCGCACACACACACACACACACACACACACACAGGCAGGAUAUCUGUUGUUAUCAUAUUCUAGCCUUUAAUGUGGACGGAGAAACAAUGGAGGUAUGUUUAUAUUCAAAUACAUAUACACACAUAUUAUGCAUAUUUACAAAUAAUGGUAUACUACUAAUAAUAAUUGAUAACUUAGCGGUUAAGCUUAAUAAAUAUAUAACCUGAAAAGCUGUAUUGAUUACAUAGAAGAACUUCUUGUUAUUGAGGUAUUGCUAUAUGACAUGUAUCGCUGAACUAGAUGACUAUAGUGAAUUUUUUUUUUUUUUUUUUUUUUUUUUUAAUGAUUCUUUUAUUUUGUAAUUCUUCCUUCUGUGUGGGUUGUUCCAGACAGGGUUUGUUUGAAGGGAUUGCAGCACAGAUUGAUUUGAGUUUCAGGCUGAAUAUGUGGAAAUGGAUUACUGAGGGUUAAAUCUUUACAUGAGAGCAGAGAAGUGGAGUGAGUCAUCCAACUGAGAGGGCUGCUGCUGUUUUUUUGUUUUUGUUUUGUUUUUGUUGUUUUACUUCACAAGUACAGCAUCUAUACUGCGUGUGCACAACAUGGAAAAAUUUCCUGUGCUGCUAAUUUUCUAUCCAGAGUGGCUUCAGCUCAGUGCAUUAAUCCAGAGAAUGGCUUCACUUUCCAAAAAUACUGAUAUUACACUAAAGCAGUUCUGGGAAUAUUAUGGUUAAUGGGUGUAAAAUGUUAAAGGAAGAAUGAAUUGAAAGAAGAGACAUUUUCCCGAUAGAGGAGGUUGUUAAACCACAGAAUAAUCCACAUGUGUUUUGUGAUGUUCCAGCUCUGUCUGCAGUCCCUCCAUUGAGGUCAUUGUAUAAAUAGAAAAUAGAGAAAUGGUUGCAACACCAAAGUUGUCUUAAUUAUCCAGCUCCUGAAAACUGACUUAAUCAGAAUUUAGAUUCCCAAUGCAGAUCUCAGAUCAGUUUCACUGGUCACUUCGGCAGCGGUUUUUUGGGAGGUUGAUAAUGAGCCCUUGUCUGGAACAGCCCAGGUAUUAGCUUCUUUGAGGGAUCGUAUUAUUACUACUCCUAGUAUUAUGAUGAAUAUGAUGACGAUAAUGAUUGCUAUCUAUUGACUAUUUCUAUUUCUCUUCUAUAUGCUAUUGAUAUAUGUAUGUUAAUUGCAAUGUAUAACUCUCUCUUUAUAUAUGUAUCCAUGUAUGAAUAUAAUAAUUUACAGUAAAUAUGCGUCUGUGUAUGCAGCAGUGCACAGCUCUGUCUGGGAGGCAGUGAGCACAAAACAUCCAAUGUCUUGAUAGUCGCUGUAAGGUUCUUGAGUUUUUAAAUCCUACAGGUGGUGACGUCAAUUAUCAGCCACCACCGGCUGUAGGUUGUCAAUAGUACAAGAUAUUUUACACAGUAUGGUAGACCUGCUAUAUAUUAAUGUUGUCUGAGCUCUGUUUGUAGGCCUUAGGAUAGUUAAGGCACUGGUCAAAGGAAGAAAAACAAAAAGAAGAAAAAAAAAAAAAAGAUAGUUGAUGAUUUAAGUAUAUAUAUAUAUAUAUAUAUAUACUGUUUACUGUUUCCCCUCGUCAGUGUCUCAAUGUUGACCUACUAGCAGAGCUCUUUGCUCACUGCCUGUGCUGUGCGUUUUUGUGUAAUUUGAUUCACCGGACAGAAGGACAGAUCUGGAAACAUAAGCAUACAUAGAGGCCUAUAUACUCCCAUAUAGCGCCUUAUUCGAUAUACACCACCUAUAAGAUGAUACAUACCCCUAUUGUAUAAUCCUGCUUACUAUAUACAGUAUAUGAUACCUGAUACCUAUUAUAAUACUUAGACACCCUUAUAAGGUAAUUUAGAUAAGAGAUGGUGGAGCUGUUUGGUUUUUUUUUUGGUUUUUUUGUUUUUUUUCUGUGGCUGUGGAAGAGUUUGCUGUGGUCAGUAACGUGUUCCCAUCUUGUUUUUCAUUGAGUUUAAAAAGUUGUUAGGAGAGAGUGCCACAUACUCAGAUGGACAAAAAAAAAAAGAAAAUUGUCCAUCCAUUGAGAAACCUGCUGAAAUGAAAUGAUUGCAGAGCAUUGGGGGGAGGGAGGGGGGGUUUAACUUCCUUUGUUGGAGAAAGACCAGCAUUGAUGAUGUAACUGACACGCAAAGAAAAGAAAAAGAUGUCUGUGCUGCAUGUACUGUGUGAGUGAGUGUGUGAGUGAGUGUGUGUGUGUGUGUGUUAAAAGCAGGCGAAUAAUGACACAAAUUUACACAUAAAAAAUCUCACAUCCCGUAGUAAUUUUUAUUACAUUAGCACAGAUUUUCCAUGUGCUGUCCAGUGUAUACUUUAUCACUCUACCUUAUCCAAUACAGCCGAUUGCUAUUCAUGCUGAAAAGGUGGGGAAGGGGCUGAAGGUUGCAGGGCAGUGGACAUUGACCCUAGUGCAGAAAUCCCUGUCCGUAUCUGUGGGAGAGAUUUGGUAGUAAAAUAGUUCAAUAUUUGUGAAACUUUACAUCUUCCUUAUCGUCCAGAGCACGAUCAAUGCCACAACCGCAGAGACAGUUUUGGAAACUAAAAUGCAGCCAAGAAAACAAGAUCCUUCGACUUAGAAAAGAUUUGAUUUCUCUUAUGCGUCAGUGUGGCUUAACUGAAACAUGCGUUGUGUUACUCAUACCUACCAUACUUAAUACAGUUUGUUAAAGCGACAGGCCCUGAGUGAAAUCAAUUCGCUGUGCAAUGAAAUAAGGUUUUCGCCAUUUGAAACGCUUGAAUAUUUUCAGUUCAUUGUGAAACUGUGACACACUGGACAGUGGCAGAGGACGACGGUCGAGUAAGCUGCGCUGCUAAAAGGACGUGCGUGGGGACACAUGUCGCGAGUGAUCGGAAUCGCAUUGCAUCCUGGGUGCGUUCACACCCGAACUUAGAGCUGUCCGCUCGUGAUCAGAUCACCUGAGACGGAUGUUGAUACCAGGGCUGAACAGUUAACGAUGAAGUCGGAAUUACAUCCCUACAAGCUUUGACUCCCCCCCAACACAUGCAGACUCUCUCACUGCCUUUCAUGCCUUCAGACAUUUUAGCACAGACAUGGUUGCAUUUAAGCAAUUAACAACAUAUGAAAUAGUUUUUGUUCGUUUGUGAAAGGCAGAAGGUUCAUGCUAAUAUAUAUAUAUAUAUAUAUAUAUAUAUAUAGUUUUGUGACAGACCUCAGUGCUUGAUAAAGCAGAAGUAGGAAAUUAUCACUUUCCUGAGAGUCACUUGACUGAAAGGUCAUCUUUGAUCUGGAGUGGUUUCUGUCUUGUGCAUCAGUCCUGAUUAAAACAUCCUGCUGCGGUUUUAAUGAAAUGACAUGGUUCUCAGUUGUGAAACAAGAUUGUGCUCAACAAAUAUUCAUGUGACACCCCCCACCCCCCCUCCUGUCCUGUCCCCUUGUACUGUUUGUGUCAUUCGGUUUGCGACACCCAACACACGCCUACACAGCCACAAAAAAACCCCUAAAUCGGUUUUUCAAUCAGUUAGAAAAUUAUUGGUUAUUUGAAUUGUUUUCAACAACUCGGAUGAAGAAACCAGGGUUGUACGAAGUGGAAAAAACAAGGCCUCUUUUUGUACUGUAUUUUUACAUUUCGUUGUUUUAUGAUUUGUUUUAUCUUCUUGACUUUGUUUUCUCUUUUCUCCUCCCUGGUUGGAAUUUCAUGAUCACACAAGUGGACCAAAUCUCUUGAAAGCAUUUAAUAAACAGACUGUUUUAGAAAAAAAGAAA
Seriola aureovittata is the source of this 8640-nucleotide messenger RNA. RefSeq names its product zinc finger CCCH-type containing 7Bb (gene zc3h7bb). Bases 231 to 2933 code for a protein of 900 amino acids. The record is from RefSeq and is a predicted model, not a curated record. Gene Ontology annotation, molecular function: protein binding; metal ion binding; miRNA binding. NCBI's taxonomy places the organism in Eukaryota, Metazoa, Chordata, Actinopteri, Carangiformes, Carangidae. Gene Ontology annotation, biological process: miRNA processing. The transcript has 21 exons.